This is a messenger RNA of Penicillium maclennaniae, 2055 nucleotides long. It is a transcript of the gene agd3, whose product is annotated as putative extracellular serine-rich protein. The transcript has 2 exons. The coding region runs from base 1 to 2055 and encodes 684 amino acids. NCBI's taxonomy places the organism in Eukaryota, Fungi, Ascomycota, Eurotiomycetes, Eurotiales, Aspergillaceae. The record is from RefSeq and is a predicted model, not a curated record.
AUGGAAUUGGACGUGGGACGUCGGCAUAUCGGCAGUACCAUUCCAGAAGGAAAGCGGCGGGAUCACUCAAGCUACCGAAAACCUUUCGCCAAAGACUCGGCUUCCGCAGGUGUUGCCUCCUCCGGUCUCAAUGCCUACGGUAUUCCUUUCACCACUCUGAUUGUUCCCUCGACUGGUGUCAAUCUUCCUACUUUGAACACCACCACUGGAGGUAACUUCGGUGGUAUCGUUGUUGCCUCGCAAGUCAGCUACGAGUAUGGGUCCUCGUACGCUAGUGCAUUGACCACUGACCAGUGGAAUCAGCUCUAUGCUUACCAGCUGGAAUACGGCGUUCGCAUGGUUCAGUAUGAUGUCUUCCCCGGUCCCGAUUUUGGCGCCACAGAUGUGACUGGCUGCUGUAAUUCAGGUGUUGAGCAGUUGAUCUCUUUCACCGAUGUCAGUGACUUCCCUACCUCUGGUCUGCGAACCGGCGCUGGUGUCAGCACUGAGGGCCUGUGGCAUUAUCCUGCUACUAUCAGCAAUACCACUUCCACCAAGCAGAUUGCUGCCUUUGCCGCUAACGAUGUUGUUGAUACCGAAACUGUUGCUGCUGUCAUCAAUGACUUUGACGGUCGUCAGCAGAUGACCUUCUUCAUCUCAUUCGAUACCACUUGGAGUGCGACCUCGAACUACUUGCAACACGCUUGGAUUACCUGGAUUACCCACGGCUUGCACGCUGGAUACCGUCGUGUCAAUUUGAACACUCAGAUUGAUGAUAUGUUCCUUGAAACCGAUAUCUACUAUUCCGCCAGUGGAGCUGCUGAGACUUUCCGCAUUCGCACUCAAGAUAUGGAGGGUAUCAAGGAAUGGAUUCCCACUAUCCUCGCCAAAAUGAACCCCGGCAGUGUCUACUUCCCUGAGGUGGGCCACAACGGUAACGGAAACAUUGAAAACUCUUCCAACACCGAUGCUGGCUACACUGCCUGUAAUGGCGGUGCUAUUGAGUACGACUCUCCGCCGGACACCGCGCUUGAGUUCCAGAAACCUCUUGGUACCGGAACCAACCUGUGGCCUGCUAAACCGACCGUCUACGAUUGGACCGCCGCCUGCACCAAGAUGGAUCCCCUUCUGAACUGGUGGACUAUUGCUGAGAACCUGAACAGCUUCGGUGUCAUCUCCCACACUUUCACACACGAGGAGCAGGAUAACGCCACCUACUCCGAUAUUUACAAGGAAAUCAGCUUCAAUCAGGCUUGGAUCAAGCAGGUCGGACUCGACAAGGGUGCUUACUGGACCGACAAUGGUAUUAUUCCUCCCGCCAUCACUGGUCUGCACAAUGGCGACGCUCUCCGGGCCUGGUGGGACAACGGCAUCACCAACUGUGUUGGCGACAACACCCGUCCUGCGCUCCUGAAUACCGAGAACAUUCACUGGCCCUAUUGGACCGUGACUGCCACCGAUGGUUUCGAUGGUAUGCAGGUCAACCCCCGCUGGGCUACCCGAAUUUACUAUAACUGUGAUACUCCGGCUUGUACUCUGCAAGAGUGGAUUGCUACCUCCGCCGGCAGCGGUACCUUCGACGACCUCCUCGCCACCGAGAAGGCCGACACUAUGCGCCACCUCUUCGGUCUCUACCGCGAGGGCUACAUGUUCCACCAAGCCAACCUGCGGAACGCCGAUGUGGACAGUAUCACUAUUAAUGGAGUUUCCGCCAAGUACUCCAUUUUCCAGGCUUGGGUUGAGACUCAGGUCCAAGAAUUCGUCCGUCUCGCUAACUGGCCCCUCGUCACUCUCAAGCACGCUGACAUGUCCGCUGGCUUCCUGGCCCGUUACAACCGUGACAAGUGUGGCUAUACUCUCAAGUACACCACUGUUAAUUCCAAAAUCACUGGUGUCACUGUGGGCUCCAGCGACAACAACUGUGCUGAGCCUAUCCCUGUGACUUUCCCAGUUGCUCCCACCAGCACCCUGGGCUUUACUACCGAGCAGCUCGGUAACGACCCUCUGACCGUCUGGGUCAAGCUCUCUGGCUCACCUGUGACAUUCACUCUGUCCACACCCAUUGCUAUGGUCUAA